UGGGAACUCAGGACAUUGAACCACUUUAAAUUUUCACAAGAAGCAGGACGAUCCUUCUCUGAUCAGGAACAUUUGUAAAUGAAGACUUUGGAUUCAUCUCUGUGGUAGAUAAACAGUCAUAAUUCAAUGAUGGGGCUGGUCCGAGAUCGGUGGGCUCCGCACAGCAUGGAGACACAUGAAUCCCAUAAAUAUAAAUUUAAACUUGUAAAUCAUGCUGCUUCUACACCACGGGAGAAGAAAAGAUCCACAUUAAUCACAAAUACAUGUGGAGAAAACUCAUCUGCAUUUUUCCUUACCCGGUGCAUUGCUGUAGCUCUGGGAAUCCGUUUCAUUGUAAUGGUAACAAUAUGGAGUGCCAUCGUCAUAAAUUCGUUAUUCAACCAAGCAGUGCCAAUUUCCUUGAACGAAAGUUACUGUGGCCCAUGUCCUAAAAACUGGCUAUGUUAUGGAAACAACUGCUACAAAUUUUUUAAUGAGAGCAAGAACUGGUUUCAGAGCCAAGCUUCCUGCAUGACUCAAAAUUCUAGUCUCCUGAAGAUAUACAGCCAAGAGGACCAGGAUAUCUUUAAAUUGCUAAAGUCCUACCAUUGGAUGGGACUGAAAAAGAAUUCUACAAACGGAAACUGGCAGUGGGAAGAUGGCUCCAUUCUGGCUCACGAUCAAAUAACAAUGGUUGACAUGGCAAACGGAACCUGUGCAGUUUACGGUUCAAGUUUUAAAGGUUACACAGAAAACUGUUUAACUCCAAACAUAUACAUCUGCAUGCAAAGGAUUGUGUGAAGUUUGUUAUUUAUAAAAUAUAAAGGAUUUCAAAAUAAAAACGCCAUUCUCUGACUUUCUUCAUGAAGAAAACUUCCAGAAGAAAACGCCACCAAUAUUUAUUAAAUAUUUUUUCAUCUGACAUGCCACAAACCUUAUACUUGCAGCAAAU
Messenger RNA from Myotis davidii, 931 nucleotides. RefSeq names its product NKG2-D type II integral membrane protein-like. NCBI's taxonomy places the organism in Eukaryota, Metazoa, Chordata, Mammalia, Chiroptera, Vespertilionidae. The transcript has 8 exons. Gene Ontology annotation, molecular function: signaling receptor activity. Gene Ontology annotation, cellular component: external side of plasma membrane. Gene Ontology annotation, biological process: positive regulation of natural killer cell mediated cytotoxicity. Bases 127 to 780 code for a protein of 217 amino acids. The record is from RefSeq and is a predicted model, not a curated record.